AUGCGAUCAAGUUCAUAUGGAACUGGAAGCGGAUCUAAAUCAUCUAAAUCAUUUAAAUCUAAAACUUCAACUCAAGACGAAAAUACAAUCAGUACUAAUAUUAAUAAUAAUAACGAACGAUUGAUUAAAAGUUUCAAGGACUAUCAGUUGAUAUUGGAUUCGCUGAGAGAUGAUUUCAAUAAAAAGUGGAAAGUAACAAAAGUUAAACAAGAUGCGACGUUAAAUGACUUUGAUGUUUUGCGAACGUUGGGUAUGGGUGCAUUUGGAAGAGUUAAAUUAAUAAAAAAUAAACAAACUUCGGUGUACUAUGCCAUGAAAAUACUUGAUAAACGUAAAAUUGUUAAGACUAAACAAGUUGAACACACGCGUAAUGAAAAAAGGGUAUUGCAGUCAAUAAAUUAUCCUUUUGUCGUGACAUUAAAAUAUUUUUUUAAAGAUAAUUCAUAUUUAUACAUGGUACUGCCGUUUAUUAACGGCGGAGAAUUAUUUUCUUAUUUACGACGCAAAGGUAAAUUUACUGAAAAAUUAUCAAAAUUUUAUGCUGCACAAGUUUUAUUGACAUUGGAAUAUUUACAUUACUGCGGAUUAGUUUAUCGUGAUUUGAAACCUGAAAAUAUAUUGAUAAGUUCCGAUGGUUAUUUGAAAAUAACAGACUUUGGUUUUUGUAAACUCAUUCAAGCAAGGACAUGGACGCUGUGUGGCACACCGGAAUAUAUUGCGCCGGAAAUAAUACUGUCAAAAGGAUACGGUAAAUCUGUCGAUUGGUGGAGCUUCGGAGUAUUAAUUUAUGAAAUGACUGCUGGUUACGCGCCAUUUUAUUCAAAAGACCCAAUGAAAAUUUAUGAAAAAAUAGUAAGCGGAAAAUUUAAAUUUCCCGCCCACUUCAGCGAUGAUUUGAAAGAUAUUAUUAAUAAUUUACUGCAAGUUGACUUGACUAGAAGGUACGGGAACCUAAAAGACGGCGUAUUGGAUAUUAAAAAUCAUGUGUGGUUUCGUGCUACUGACUGGGAUAACAUUUAUAAUAAAAAAUUAAAAGCUUCUUAUAUUCCGGUUUGUAAGAAUGAAGGUGACGCUAGUAAUUUUGAUUUUUACAACGAAAAUUCAAUGGUCAUUGAAUCUAAAGAUUUGUUUGCCAAAGAAUUCGCUGAUUUUUAA
This is a messenger RNA of Microplitis demolitor, 1155 nucleotides long. Its product is annotated as cAMP-dependent protein kinase catalytic subunit 1-like. The transcript has a single exon. Gene Ontology annotation, molecular function: ATP binding; cAMP-dependent protein kinase activity. Lineage: Eukaryota; Metazoa; Arthropoda; Insecta; Hymenoptera; Braconidae. The record is from RefSeq and is a predicted model, not a curated record. Gene Ontology annotation, biological process: peptidyl-serine phosphorylation. Gene Ontology annotation, cellular component: cAMP-dependent protein kinase complex; nucleus. Bases 1 to 1155 code for a protein of 384 amino acids.